GGGAGGCGAGUUCAUCUCCAGGGCUCCUAGGUGGCGUAGUCCUCAAGAAGGGUGGAGGCUGCUCUUGCCUCCUGCACCGAAGUCCAGUGCAGGGGACACGAUCGUGGCCACCUAGAGUGCCUGAUGGUGCAAUGGUUAGCAAUGCUGCAGCUUCUCUGGAUGCAGCAGCUGCUGUUGCUGGGGGCUCACCCGGGCAGCGCCCAGGAUUUAACUCUCACCCCGGAACCGGCCCUCGAGUGGCUAGAUAAAGGAAUUUUCAUUAUCCAGAGCGAGAGCCUCAAGACGUGCAUUCAGGCAGGUAGAUCCGUCCUGACCCUGGAGGACUGCAAACAGCCAAAUAAGUACAUGUUGUGGAAAUGGGUUUCAAACAGCCACCUCUUUAAUGUGGGUGGCAGUGGCUGCCUCGGCCUGAAUCUAUCCAAUCCAGAAGAGCCAUUAAGCCUGUAUGAAUGUGAUUCCACCCUCAUUUCCUUGAGAUGGCACUGUAACAGGAAGAUGAUCAUGGGCCCACUCCAGUACAAGGUCCAGGUCCAGCAUGGCAACACGGUGGUGGCGUCAUGGAAACAGACCCAUAAGUGGAUCGCCUACAUGUCGGAUGGUGAAGACAUCUGUGAGCAUCUUCACAGAGAUUUAUAUACAGUCAAAGGGAAUGCCCACGGGAUGCCUUGUGUGUUACCCUUUCAGUACAACCAGCAGUGGCACCAUGAAUGUACCCGGGAAGGGCGGAAAGAAAACCUGCUGUGGUGCGCCACUACAAGCCGCUACGAACGAGAUGAGAGAUGGGGGUUCUGCCCUGAUCCUACCUCCACAGAGGUAUUCUGUGACGCCGUGUGGCACAAGGAUUUCAAUUCACGUGUUUGCUACCAAUUCAACUUGCUUUCAUCUCUCUCAUGGAAUGAGGCACAUUCUUCAUGUCAGAUGCAAGGAGGCUCUUUAUUAAGUAUUACAGAUGAAGGCGAGGAAAACUUUAUACGGAAGCAGCUGAGCAGGGAAACCGUGGAGGUGUGGAUUGGCUUGAAUCAGCUGGAUGAAAGGGCUGGCUGGCAGUGGUCUGAUGGCACAGCGCUCAGCUACCUGAACUGGAGCCCAGAGAUAAGUGAUCGGCCAUUUGUUGAGUAUCACUGUGGAACACUGAAACCUCCCUCAACCGCCUGGAGGAGCAGGGACUGUGAGUCGGCCUUGCCUUAUAUAUGCAAGCGGUUCCUAAACUACACUGCUCAGGAAACACUUGGAAAUGCAUCAGAAACAUGGAUUGGUUUGAGUAGCAAUAGAACUCCAGCCUCCUUUAGAUGGUCCACUGGCUCCUCUGUCGUCUUAACUAACUGGCACCCUCUUGAGCCUCGGAUUUUUCCCAAGAGAAGCCAACUGUGCGUCUCAGCAGAGCAAGCUGAGGGACUCUGGAAAGUAAAAGGCUGCCAAGAAAGACUCUCUUCCGUUUGUAAAAGAGCAGGACAAGUCCUUGAUGAUGACGAAUCAGAAUGUCCAGAGGGGUGGGAGAGGCAUGGCAAAUUUUGUUACAAAAUCGACACCGUCCUGAGAAACUUUGAGGAGGCGUCCAAUGGGUAUCAUUGCCAUCCUGCCCUCCUGACCGUUACCAGCAGGUUUGAACAGGCUUUUAUAAACAGUUUCAUCAGCAGUGUGGCAAAAACAAAAGACAGUUAUUUUUGGAUAGCUCUUCAGGACCAAAACAACACAGGAGAGUACACUUGGAAGACAGCGGGGCAGAGGCCUGAGCCGAUGCAGUACACGCACUGGAACACACAUCAACCCAGCUACAGUGGUGGCUGCGUUGCCAUGCGAGGAGGAAGUCCACUUGGUCGCUGGGAAGUGAAGGAUUGCAGCAACUUUAAGGCAAUGUCCCUGUGUAAGAUGCCAGUCAAAACCUGGGAUAAAACAGAGCUCGAAAGAAGGUGGCCCUUUCGCAAAUGCUAUGCGGAUUGGGAGUCGAAGUCUGGUCUAGCCAGUUGCUUCAAGGUGUUUCACAGUGAAAAGGUCCUGAUGAAAAGAUCAUGGAGAGAAGCAGAAUUCUUCUGCGAGGAGUUCGGAGCUCAGUUGGCAAGUUUUGCCCAUAUCGAGGAAGAAGAGUUUGUGAAUGAGCUUCUACACUCAAAAUUUAACCGGACAGAAGAAAGGCAGUUCUGGAUAGGAUUCAAUAAAAGGAACCCCCUGAAUGCCGGUUCCUGGGAGUGGUCUGACAGGACGCCUGUUGUGUCUUCAUUUCUAGACAGUACUUACUCUGAAGAUGCUGCAAGAAACUGUGCUGUGUAUAAGGCAAACAAAACAUUGCUGCCCACGGACUGUGCUUCCAAACAUGAGUGGAUAUGCAAAAUCCCAAGAGGUGUGGUACCCACUUUUCCAGACUGGUACGAAUACGAUGCGCCCUGGUUCUUCUACCAGAAUGCCGAGUACCUCUUCCACACCCACCCUGCCCAGUGGGAAGACUUUGCGUUUCUCUGCGGCUGGCUACGGGGUGAUAUCCUCUCAAUUUAUUCUGCUCAGGAGCAAGAGUUCAUCCUCAGCAAAAUCAGAGUGCUAUCAAAGCACGGUGUAAAUUGGUGGAUUGGAAUUGAAGAAGGAGGAGCCAGCGAUCCAACUCAUUGGCAUAAUGGGUCACCUGUGAUAUUCCAGGACUGGGACGGAGGAAGAGAGAAGAGAACGGAUAACCAGAGCCAGCGGUGUGCCUUCAUUUCUUCCGUAACAGGGCUCUGGGGGACUGAGGACUGUUCUGUUUCUAUGCCCAGCAUUUGCAAGAGAGAGGAGAUGUGGGUCAUCGAGAAGAAGAAGCCACCCUUGCCACAUGGGACGUGCCCCAAAGGCUGGCUUUAUUUUAACCACAAGUGCUUCCAGGUGUGGAUUCCCAAAGACACCCGCGAGCUGAAGACCUGGGCAGGUGCUCAGGAUUUCUGCGUCGGCAAGGGCGGGACGCUGGUCUCCAUCGAAAGUGAAUUGGAGCAAGCUUUCGUUACUGUGAACCUUUUCGGCCAGACCACCAAUGUGUGGAUAGGGUUAAAAAGUGACAAUCACGAGACGUGGGUGAAUAGGAAGCCUGUGGUAUAUUCUAACUGGUCUCCGUCUGACGUCAUAAAUAUACCAAAUUACAAUAUCUCUAAAAUGAAAAAGCAUGCUCCACUUUGUGCCCUGAUGCUAAGUAGUCCUAAUUUUCAUUUCACUGGAAAAUGGUAUUUUGAUGACUGUGGGAAAGAAGGCUAUGGAUUUGUCUGUGAAAAAAUGCAAGAUACUCCUGAAUACCGUGCAAACGUGUCUGAUAUGCAUUCAGUCCCCAGCACAUUAGAAUUUGGAAACAGAACUUAUAAAAUCAUUCGUGCCAAUAUGACGUGGUACACAGCAAGAAGAACCUGCCUGAUGCAUGGAGCAGAACUGGCCAGCAUUGCAGACAAUUUCCAGCAGGCCUUCCUCACAGUUGUUCUCAGCAGGCUGGGACAUGCCCACUGGAUUGGGCUCUCCACCACAGACAAUGGUCUUACUUUUGACUGGUCGGAUGGCACCAAAUCCCCUUUCACCUAUUGGAAGGACGAAGAGCCCACCUUCCGUGGUGACUGUGUUUUUGCUGACACUAGUGGACGCUGGCAUAGAACAGCCUGUGAGUCUCUUCUGCAAGGCGCCAUUUGUCGUGUCCCCACUGAAACAAAGGCAUUUGAGCACCCAGUGCUCUGCCCAGAAACAUCGGUUCCCUGGAUAAAAUUUAAAGGUAAUUGCUACAGUCUUUCUACGGUGCUGGACAGCAGGAGUUUUGAGGAUGCUCAUGAAUUUUGCAAAAGAGAAGGAUCUAAUCUUCUAGCCAUCAAGGACGAGGCUGAAAAUUUAUUUCUCCAGGAAGAGCUUCGUGCUUUUAGUUCUUCUGUCCAGAUGGUUUGGUUGAAUGCCCAGUUUGAUAGUAACAAUGAAACCUUGAGGUGGUUUGAUGGAACACCCACAGACCGGUCAAGCUGGGGUGUUCAGAAGCCAACUGUAGACCCCCUACAGCCCCGUCCGUGCGUGGCCUUAAGGAUCCUGGAAGGAGUGUGGCAGUUUACCCCAUGCGAAGACCAAAAUGGGUUUAUCUGUAAAAUGGAGGCAGAUGUUCCAGCAGUAAUGGAGCAUCCAGGAAAAGGACAGAACCACAGCAUCGUUACUCUUGCCGUCUCGCUGACGCUGCUGGCCAUCCUGGCCUUUGCUGAGCUCUGCUUCUGGGUUUACAAGCAGAACAGUGGCUUCUUCCAGAGACUCACAGGGUCUCGGGGCCUCUACUACCCUACACUCAGCUUCAGCACAGCACAGUUAGAAGAAAACGUCCACAUCUCCGAACUCGAGAAGAACAGCCAGUGAGGAUGAAGUGAGGGAAUGCUCUGGCUAUAAAGAACAAAGGCGGCCACGAGGGGAGUCCUGACUGCGCUGCCCCUUAACAAGACGCCAUGAUAGUGUGAAUUGUGCCCCUGUUUUAAUUAUUUUUCAAGCACUGGUUUUUAAUUUUAACCAAAGCAGAUGAGGUUUAAUGUAUUCGUUUCCUUUAACUGUGGCCCAUUCUGCAAAGGGGCACUGGGUUAUUAUUUAGAAAGACAAGAACUACUAAGAAGAAUCCUGCAUUGAGAACUCUCAAGGCAGUCUGGUAUACAUUCAGACGUGUAAGUUCACUCAAAACAUUCAAAGAGAAAGGGGGCAGGGCUCUGACUUUAUUUGCGGGGAAGGUGCUUCUAAGAAUCAGCGUUCUGUUUGAUUCUAAUUCAAUCAUUUUUAAUAGCCUGGUUUGGGAAAGUCCUGAAUCUAAACAUCCAGGCUCUGGGCUCUCAGCUGAUACUUUGGAGGACAUUAAUUUUUAUUAGGUUUGAUUCUUAAGCAACACAGGAGAAACAGCACCUUCUCCUAAAUACAAAGAUCUUGGUAUGCAGGCGCUCUCAGGAACAACCGUGCAGUUACAAUUGUUGGGCCAAAAUUACCUCAGGGCCUGUACCUCGAGGCCUGUAGGACAAAGAAAAGCCUGGCUCAAGUUUGAAGAAUAGUCUCAAAGCUACCUAGUGGGGAUGAGACAGCAAAAUGUAGGUAGAUGCCCCUACAGCCAGAGGGAGGGCUUGGCUGUCUCUCAUUGGCUAGAGGGGCCCCUGCAUCACAUCAGCCCCUAUGUCACUUAACCUAUAUAAGCAGAUGCUCAAGGUAAUAAACUGAGUUCCUGCUUUAACUUGACCCCCUAUUGUGCCUGAUUGUCCUGCAUCUGAUUGUCCUGCGUCGUGGGGCUGCAGAACAGGCAGAGAGUGCACUCACCUUUCCCCAGGAAAUAAGGCUAAGGAGGCCCGGCACCAAUGUGGCAUAGACCCUCCCUUGCUAAGUGAUUACCGUGUUAAAGGUAUCCUCUAGGUAAGUUCAAAUGACUGCAAUGAGAGUUCAAUAUCAAUAACGUUCAUGGACCUUAUUUAAAACUAAAGUAAUAAAAUAAUAUAUAACCAUCUUAACUGGGAGAUAUAGAAUAUGCAACUCAAACCUAAAGAGAAAAAAAGUGAAGAUCUGAAUUAUACUCCCAUUAGAACCAAACGAGAAGUGAUGUUGAGGAAAAACUAACUAAAAUGACUCUGCAGUAGUAACCUAGAUACGAUUAUCAUAUGUUCACUUUGUGCAUUUAAAUAAAUUAUCAGUUUUGACUAUC
This is a messenger RNA of Alexandromys fortis (reed vole), 5635 nucleotides long. RefSeq names its product phospholipase A2 receptor 1 (gene Pla2r1). The transcript is spliced from 29 exons. NCBI's taxonomy places the organism in Eukaryota, Metazoa, Chordata, Mammalia, Rodentia, Cricetidae. The coding region runs from base 124 to 4326 and encodes 1400 amino acids. The record is from RefSeq and is a predicted model, not a curated record.